Molecule: messenger RNA, 4833 nt
Organism: Lepisosteus oculatus (spotted gar)
Lineage: Eukaryota; Metazoa; Chordata; Actinopteri; Semionotiformes; Lepisosteidae
Source: RefSeq, a predicted model, not a curated record
CGAAAUUUACAGGCGCUUUACUGUUCAGUGCUCAAACAUUUGCUAGAUUUGAUUCAUGCAGAUUACAGAAUGAAAUAUCGAGGGAUACAAGCGUAUUUAUUAAAUUGAAUCCUCAGUGAGAUAAAGGAUUCGCUGAGUCGUUUAUCGACUCAAUCAAUCAAAGGAAAAUCGUAUAUGUACUUAGCAGCAUUGUUUUGGUAUUUGUUAGUAUUUUACUUCCUUCUCGCUGAACGUAUUGAUUAAUCAUCUUUUUAAAAAGACUCUACUUUUAAAUACACAGAACACGGAAAAUGCUGAAAGCAAAGCUGAAGAAUAAACCGGUGGGGAUCGCAAACAACCAGAAAAAUAUUGCCGCUUUUUUCUCAAAGAAGCCGGUAUCCAGCUCGAAUGGUUUGCGCCACAUGGCGCUUGAGAAGGCUGACGCCAAGAGCCUCGUCUUCAGCCUUCUGGGAAGCAGUGACGAAGAGAUUGAAAACGUUCCCGUGUCGCCUCUCUCAACGCGGGACCCCUAUUCUGUGCCCGAGACGCCAGACAGCCAGAUCGGAUCCCCGAACCCGGGCAGGGAGCUGGGCGGUGAGGCCCGGUCUCCCGUUUCGCGGCCCCCGGAUCUAGCCAGAACGAGAGAAAAGACCCUUGCCUCCCGAAGGGCUGUCUUGGCCCUUCGGCCCGUCAGGCACUCUUCAGCUCCCCUGCUGCCGGCCAGUCAUGGCUGUGUGAACCAAGGCGCCUCUGUGAAAAGGACCAUUUGCAGUCCGGUGGAGAUGCAGAAACACAAGAGGUUGAAAAAAACCCUUGUCAAGAGGCCUCUGCUCAACAGUAGCAACGGCAUGAUUGUCAAGGCCUCCGAGGAUGAUUUCUUGGAUGAGUGCUUGAAGAUUAUUGGUGAUUCCCCAUCAGAAAUGAAGCGUGGGCCCACGAUCGUCAAAAGCCCAGUAGGGGGUGCAGGGGACAAAAAAGAAAACAAAUGUGGUCCCAAGAGCACCAGACCUCAGGAUUCUUCUGCCAGGAAGCACAGCACACCGUUGAGCUUGAGGCCUUUAAAUGUGAUGUGCACGGAGGCCAAGGAGCCCUCUGGCUUGACCUUUCCCAGCAGUAGCUGCAGUUCCAGCGAGGGCGAAGGAACCCUCUUUACCAAAAUUUCGGAGCAGAAAGAGGUCCUUCGCUUGGCCGAUCCCUUUGACGAAGCUCCCGGGAGCUUAGCGGAGGCCCUGCCCUGGGCGAAAAGGCUCCUGAAGAGCGAAGAGGUGGCCCGGCGGGGCCCGAGUGGCGCAGCCGAGUGUGUGCCCAGCGCUGACGCUCCCCCGGUCACAGGUGGAAGUGAUCCCGCCUCAGAGGGCGACCUGGCUGGGGUGGAGGAGGGCUGGUUCGACGAUGUCAUGGAGCCGAGUUGCAGAGAGCCAGAGCCAACAAAAUUAGCUGCCAACAAACAGAAGCUAAUCCCUGAGUACGCCAUCCUGUCUUCUGGGGUUCACAACAGAUACUGGGUUCUGGAUGUGAAGGAGGUUGUGGAAGCACAGGGCUGCCAAGAGAAACACUUGACUAUCACUGCCUCGGUGUCCGGCCAGCCCACUGAGCUCUGUGUUCUGAAGGACAGCUGGGAGUCGACCCCAGUCCAGAGGGGUGACAUUGUUCAUCUAGAGGGCGCCAGUGUAUCAGGCAGAUGGGUUAUCGACAGAAACUCUGGGUUUUUGAUUCUGUCACCCGACCUGCUCAUUUCGGGAACCAGCAUUGCCAACAGCAUCCGCUGUAUGAGACGAGCUGUACUGAGCGAGCGCUUUAAGGCUUUUGACAAAAGCACGAAACAGAUGUUGGUGGGCACCAUCGUUCACGAGAUCUUCCAGAGAGCCGCUGUUUGCGGAGACUUCUCAGAGGGGCGGCUGCAGGACUUAACCAGCCAGCUGCUGCUCGGUCCCAAGUUCCUCGGAGAGAUGUACACCCUAAAGCUGGGUCAAGCAGACAUACAGCAGGAAGUUGAAGAAUAUUUGCCUUCGCUCUCAAAUUGGGCAAGCAGCUACUUCCACGCUUCUGAACAGGCAGGGCUGAAGCAGCUAGAGAUGAAAUUGCCAAGUGACGGGAGUCUGAGCAAACAAGAUACAGCCUGUGGCGUCUCGGUCGCUGAAUUCCUGGACAUCGAGGAGAACAUCUGGUCCCCGCGGUUUGGCUUGAAGGGGAAGAUUGACCUCACAGCUGGUGUGAAGAUCCAUCGCCGGGGCCGAACGCAGCAGAGAGUGAUGCCUCUGGAGCUCAAGACUGGGAAAGAGUCCAACUCCAUAGAACAUCGUAGUCAGGUCAUCCUGUACACACUGAUGAGCUUGGAGAGACGCAGUGACCCUGAAGCAGGUUUUCUCAUCUACCUCAAGACUGGCAACAUGCUUCCCAUCGUAGGCAACCACAUGGACAGGAGAGAGCUGCUGAAGUUGAGAAACACGUUGGCGUAUUACCUUAGCAACAGCGUGGAACGUACUGACAGCAAGUCUCCCCAACUGGCAUCGAUGCCACCUGCCAUUAACGACCGCCAGGUCUGCAAAUACUGCCCCCAGAUGAGGAACUGUGCCCUCUACAACAGAGCUAUAGAGAGAGAGAGCUGUGGGGAGCCUGCAUCACAACAGCUGCCAGCUUUUCUGGAGGAGGAGAGCCAGCACUUGAACGAGACCCACUUCCUGUACUUCAGCCACUGGUUCCUGCUGUGUGCGCUGGAGAGCCGCACCUUGGAGCGCAGAGGGGGCCGCAAGAGCAUAUGGCUGCUGUCAGCCAAUGAGAGAGAGAAGAGUGGCGGGUGUGUUGGCAACCUCUUGCGAAGCGGUCAGGUGGAGGCGGCCUCAGACAACAAGUACACACACCGGUUUGAGGGCCACAACGGAGAGAUCCCGGAGACGAGUCUGAUGGUGGGCGACCGGGUCGUCGUGAGUGACCAGGAAGCAAAGCUCAUCGCUGUGGCCUCUGGGUACAUCACAGAAGUGACCAGGACUUGUAUAACCUGCACGCUGGAUCGAAACCUUUCAAGGCACUCCCCGGAGAUUGUUUUCCGACUGGACCAGGAUGAGGGGGUGGGUGGCCUGGACGCUCACUUGGGAAACUUGUCCAGGCUCAUGGAGAACUCCCCUGCCAGCGGAAAACUUCGGGAGCUCAUUGUGGAAUUCCGGCCUCCGCAGUUUGUGCAAAAUCUGAGCAGUGUCUUGCCCCGUGAAGCCAAAGACAUUGUUGCCGACAUCUUAAAAGGGCUGAACAAACCUCAGAAACAGGCCAUGAAAAGGGUUCUGCUGUGUAAAGAUUACACUCUUAUUGUGGGGAUGCCAGGCACUGGAAAAACUACCACCAUAUGCACCUUGGUGAGGAUCUUGCACGCCUGUGGCUUCAGCGUGCUGGUGACCAGCUACACCCAUUCCGCUGUGGACAACCUCCUGCUCAAGCUGAAGAAGUUCAAGAUCGGCUUCCUGCGCCUGGGGCGCGCGCAGAAGGUCCACCCUGACAUCCGGCCCUACACGGACGAGCAGAAGUGCCGCUCGCGGUCCAUUCGGACCCUGGCCGAGCUGGAGCAGCUGUACAGCAGCGAGCUUGUGGUGGCCACAACCUGCCUGGGCGUGAAACACCCCAUCUUCAGCCGGCGGCGCUUUGACUUCUGCAUCGUGGACGAGGCGUCUCAGAUCAGCCAGCCCGUGUGCCUGGGGCCCCUGUUCUACGCGAAGCGCUUUGUGCUGGUGGGGGAUCACCAGCAGCUGCCGCCCAUCGUUCAGAACUCGGACGCCAGGGCUCUUGGCAUGGAUGAGAGUUUGUUCAAACGCCUGGAGCGCCACAGCGACGCUGUGGUCCAGCUGACAGUGCAGUACAGGAUGAACAGCAAAAUCAUGUGCCUGAGCAACACCCUGGUGUACGGCGGGAAGCUGGAGUGUGGGUCUGAGAGAACAGCCAGCGCUGUGGUCCACCUUCCAGCAUGGGGCGCUGUGGAGCAGGAGCUGGCCCUCGCCUGGAACAGGGCUGACAGCUGGAGCUGGAUAAGAGGAGCCCUGGAACCUGGGAACCCUGUCUGUUUCCUCAAUACUGCGGAGGUUCCAGCCCCUGAGACUGCAGAAAAAGGAGGAAUCAGUAAUCCCAGGGAGGCAGUCUUGGUUCAUUCAGUUGUCAGCAUCCUAUUGAAGGCUGGCUGCAAAGCGUCAGAUAUUGGGAUUAUCGCUCCUUACAGGCAGCAAUUGAAGGCCAUAUCAGGCCUGCUGGGUAGCACUGUGUUCAGGGCGGUGGAGGUGAACACAGUAGACAAGUACCAAGGCCGGGACAAGAGCAUAAUCAUUGUGUCUUUUGUGAGGAGUCACAGCGAUGGAAACCUGGGCGAGUUGCUAAAAGACUGGAGACGCCUCAACGUCGCCAUCACAAGAGCCAAGCACAAGCUAAUCAUGUUGGGCUGUGUGCCAACACUGUGCCAGUACACGCCCCUGGAGAAACUGCUCUCUCACUUGGAAAAGGAGCAGAUGAUUUUCCAGCUUCCACCAGGAGCACAAGAAGCCCUCCCAAGAAUAUCCCUGUAAUAUGAAGCCGACCUGGGAACAAUAAGCCGGAGAGGAAUGAAGAAUCUCGCUUUCUUGUUAUAUACCUCAGUACCCGUUAAGGUGUUUUCAUAGGUGCGUACCUAGAUAAGUAGCAAAGCAUCCAUUACAGUAUUAAUUACACUAGUGUUUUGAUUGGGCUGCUAGCUUUUAGAAGCUGAAAAUGACAUCUAAGCAUGAGACUAACGUCCUUUGGAUGAUCUAAGAUUUUAAUUUAUUUUGACAAUGAAAACUACUGCCGGUACCUGAGUUUCCUGAGCAAAUUUCUAGCAUCACACAAAGAUGCUGUGAUAUG